AUGACGAACAAGUGCAAUCAUUGCGGUAAAUACCUCGCAAUAAUAGAUGGCGCCAAGUGUACCAAAUGCGCUAUGCUAUUUCAUCGAAUGUGCGUUAAUAUAAAGCCUGGAGACCCCAUUCCCAAAAAAUUACUAUGCAACAAUUGCAAAGUAGGAACGAAGCGCACCAUUAAUGCGAGUACCAGUAGCCAUCCCUCUCCCAGCUCAGAUAUAGAAAAUGCAGAGGAAAAUUUCAUAGACGCUAACGAAAAUAAUUCUGAAAAGUCCCUCGCCCACGAGAUAAGGCUGUUGCGAUUGGAAUUUUCUUCGGUAACCAGGGAGCUGUCGCGGCUUAGUACGACUAUAUCAGAGUUUAAUAAACGAAUAGACAGCGUCGAGCAACGUUUAGACAAUUUAGAAAAAAAUAAUCACGAGCGAAACUCGGGAAUAGUUGACAGAAAUACGACCGAAGUAAUAGCCCAACUACGAUCCGAAUUGAAUGACCGUGACCAAGAGAACCUGCUGAACGAUAUCGAAAUUUCGGGUUUAGAGGAGAAAAGUGGCGAAAAUUCAACCAAUAUAGUGCUUCUAGUUGCUAAAAAAAUUGGGGCGUCCCUGGAGGAACGCGACAUUGUCAGCUCUGAGCGCUGGGGACCGCGCCGCAUCAUAGCCGAUCACAGCGGGCAAACUCGGCCACGGCCGAUUAUCGUGCGUCUCGCCCGCCGCGCCGUCCGCGACGAAAUGCUACGAGCCGCUCGCGUGCGCCGCGGCUGUGACUCAUCGGGAAUCGUCGAGUCUGAAGCUAAGAGGUUUUAUGUUAACGAGCGCCUCACUCCGAUGAAUCGCCAUAUAUUUUAUAAAACACGUGAAUUAGGUCGACGCGAUGGAUGGCGAUAUAUCUGGACGCGAGGAGGUCGCAUUUAUGCUCGUCGCAAUGGAAACUCCGAAACUCGUCGGAUACGCACAUUGGAGGACACUAUAUGUCAAAUGAAUAAGUCAAAAAAAUUAAGAAUUGGCUUUCUGAAUCCUGGCUCACUCGGUACUGGUCAUGAUGAGUUUUUAUAUGCAAUGGACCGCCACAACGUCGAUAUCAUGGCUCUAAAUGAGACAUGGCUACGAGAAGGGGAGGAUGCCCGAGCCCCAAGAAUUCCAGGAUACUCAUUGCGUCACGUUCCACGACCUACGGAAAUGCGUACCCGUGGCGGUGGAGUAGGUUUUUAUAUAAAACAGGGUAUUUCUGCUCGGACCCUUAAACACCCAGAUACCAUAAUGAUUGAACAAAUGUGGUUAAGUGUUAAUAUUAGGGGUAAAAUAUUAAUCAUUGGUACAGCAUAUAGACCGCCUUGGCUAAGUACGCAAACUUUUAUCGAUGCCAUUACUGACACAUAUGGGGCUUUGCCAUAUCAUGAUUACAUACUAUUGGUGAGCGAUUUUAACAUCAAUCUCCUAGAUGCAGGUAAUGCAAGUGCAGCUAUUUUUACGGACUUUCUCACAUACACAAAUAUGAAGCAAUAUGUAACCGUACCUACACAUUUCACAAGUCAUAGUGAAACUCUCCUUGAUCUCAUCUGCUCCGAUACGUACGUCGAACGAGUGUGGGUCGAUUAUAUAUGCAAUUUAAGCGACCAUGCAUUUCUAUCGUGUGAGCUAAAUAUUGUAAAGGAGAAGCCCGUAACGAAAAAAAUGUAUAGUAGACGAUUAGACGACAUAGACUUAGAACAAUUAAAAUAUUAUUUAACCACACUUAUCAACUGGGAAUUAGUAAUAUCAGAUCAUGAUAUAAAUAAAACAGUGGCAGCCUUUAAUGAUAGUAUUCUAUGGGCAGGCCUCAAGCCUCUGCCACUGAUAUAG
Messenger RNA from Danaus chrysippus (African queen), 1830 nucleotides. NCBI's taxonomy places the organism in Eukaryota, Metazoa, Arthropoda, Insecta, Lepidoptera, Nymphalidae. The record is from the annotation of a GenBank genome assembly.